AUGUCAGGUCGCGUAGAGGUCGAGAAUAUUCCGGGUCAGGUCGCCAACUUGCUCAAAAACGUCACCGCUGGUGAUUUGCUCAACGUUGCUUCCUCUCCUGCCUUCCUUGUCGCUGCUGCUGCAAUUGUCAUUGCCGCCGCGUUCUACUCCAAGGUCUUCAACUCUACUCGCCCAAAGCCUCUUGAUCCAAGCAUCUGGAAAGAAUUUCCUCUUCAAAAAAAAAACCAGGUGUCCCCAAACACUGCCAUCUAUACAUUCAAGUUGCCUCACGCUGAAGACGUCCUCGGUCUUCCUAUUGGCCAGCACAUUUCCGUCUCUGCAGAUAUCAACGGCAAAAAUAUCGUUCGUAGCUACACUCCCAUCAGCCGACAAAACGCACGCGGUCGUUUCGAACUCAUUAUCAAGACCUACGAAAAGGGCAACAUUUCACGUCAUGUUGCAUCCCUCAAGAUUGGUGACACACUUCGCGUCAAAGGUCCCAAAGGCAAUUUCAAGUACACCCCCGGUCUUACUGCUCACCUUGGCAUGAUUGCUGGUGGUACUGGCUUAGCUCCCAUGAUCCAGAUCGUCCGUGCUAUUCUUCAAAACCCUCCCGACCGCACCAACAUCACCCUCAUCUACGCCAACGUCAACGAGGAGGAUAUCCUGCUGAGAGCUGAACUCGAUGCCCUAGCCAUGGGCUACGAAUCUAGAUUCAAUCUCUUCUACGUCCUCAACAACCCCCCAUCAGGGUGGACAGGCGGCGUUGGUUUCGUCACAAAGGAACACAUCAAAGAUCUCCUUCCCAACCCCAACGAGUCCAACAGCAAGAUUCUGAUCUGCGGUCCACCCCCAAUGGUAACUGCAAUGAAGAAAAACCUGGAAGAGAUCAAAUACCCCGUGCCCAAUACCAUCAGCAAACUUGACGACAAGGUCUUUGUGUUCUAG
Molecule: messenger RNA, 927 nt
Organism: Laccaria bicolor S238N-H82
Lineage: Eukaryota; Fungi; Basidiomycota; Agaricomycetes; Agaricales; Hydnangiaceae
Gene: MCR1.1
Product: NADH-cytochrome b5 reductase
Exons: 6
Coding region: 1-927 (308 amino acids)
Cellular component (GO): endoplasmic reticulum
Molecular function (GO): oxidoreductase activity
Source: RefSeq, a predicted model, not a curated record